Molecule: messenger RNA, 1695 nt
Organism: Aspergillus melleus
Lineage: Eukaryota; Fungi; Ascomycota; Eurotiomycetes; Eurotiales; Aspergillaceae
Product: putative G2/M phase checkpoint control protein Sum2
Exons: 4
Coding region: 1-1695 (564 amino acids)
Biological process (GO): cytoplasmic stress granule assembly; P-body assembly
Cellular component (GO): P-body
Molecular function (GO): mRNA binding
Source: RefSeq, a predicted model, not a curated record
AUGGAUAUGAACCAUUUAAUAGGUCAGCGGUUCAACCUGAUCUCCAAGAGUGACAUUCGCUAUGUUGGUACUUUACACGAGAUCAACCCCGAGGCUUCAACAAUAGCCCUCGAGAAUGUUGUUUCUUUCGGUACCGAAGGCCGACGCGGUAACCCCGCCGAGGAAAUUCCCCCUUCGUCCAGCAUCUACGAAUACAUUGUGUUCCGUGGUAGCGAUGUGAAGGACAUCAGUGUGGCCGAGGAGAAGGAAGCCCCACAGCCUGAGCCUCCUCAGGUGCCAGACGAUCCUGCUAUUCUCGGAAGCAUGUCGCGACCGGGACCAGGACCAGGACAAGGACCACCAGGUCCGGCUCCUCAGGGACUUCCUCACUCUCAACCUUCUCAGCAGCCUCAAGCAUCUCGUCCGGCCCCUCCUGGCUAUCCUCAACCUCCCCAGUUCCAAGGAUUCUAUCCUCCCUAUGGACAACGGUUUGGAGCGCCUGGAUUUCCCCCCGGACCGGGAUUCCCCAACAUGCCAUACGGUGCCCCACCGGGAUGGUUCCCCCCUCCAGGCCAAGGCUUUCCUCAAGGUCCUGGCCAGUUCCCGCCCCCUCAGAUGCCUAUCGGUCCUCCUGGCCAGCACGGGACGCCUCCACCUCAGCGUCCAGGACCUGUCCCCGGUGGCCCUAUGAACGUGCCCAAGACAACUUCUGAGCUGCCGGUCGGAGACAAACCCGUGAGCAAGCCAGCGAGCCGUGACGGCACACCUGGACCAGGCGCGCCGGCGCAGGUUGCUCCUACUCCCCCCGUGGAAUCUAAGCCUUCGGUGGCCGAGGCUGUGCAGGCAUCCGCCGCUCCUGUUCAGGGCCCGCCCGCCGGGCUGAGCAAGGUCCCUCCUACUGGCCCACGGAACGGUCGCGUGCCUCCGGCCAUCCCCAUUGCAGCCCCCAUCAAGGCACCUGUCCCCAAUGCUCCGGCAGCCCCAGGCAAUAACGCGCCUCAGGGUUCGGCACAGGCGGCUAUCACUGAAGCCACUCGGGCGGCCACUGCCGCGGUGGCAGCCGCCAUGGCAAAGCUGCCUCAACCUGGUCUCCAGCAGAAGCCUGGAACUGCCCCCGUCGAUAACUUGACGCGGCAGAUGGCUGAAAUGAAGCCUUACGAUGGCUCUCGUCAGCGCGGUGGUCAUCAGCACCCUCGCGGCGGACGCGGCGGUCAUCGUACCCAAUACCAGGGACAGAACAAGAAGGUCGAAGUCCCCGACACGGACUACGAUUUCCAGACGGCCAACGCCAGGUUCAAUAAACAGGACUUGCUCAAGGAGGCCAUUGCCACUGGCUCCCCAGUUCACGAGGCCGAGCCUCAUGUUCCUGACGGCGACACAUCCGAAGCAGCCAGCGCCAGUGGUGACGUCACUCCCUACAACAAGUCCAGCUCUUUCUUUGACAAUAUCUCGAGCGAGGCUCGCGACCGCGAAGAAGGAGCCGGUGGCCGUGUCGGUGGCCGUGAAUGGCGCGGCGAAGAAGAGAAGCGUAACAUCGAAACCUUUGGCCAAGGUAGCGUCGAUGGCUAUCGCGGUGGUUACCGUGGCCGUGGUCGUGGCCGAGGCUAUGGUCGUGGUCGUGGCGGUUACAAUCGCGGCUACGGUGGUCGGGGCCGCGGUGGUGUCCGAGGUGGCCGCAGCGUCUCUCAGUCCACCGGCGUUCCCACGCAGAUCUAA